UCCUGACUGGCGCUUUUACUAGAUCAAUUUGGACACAGAACUCCACGGCAUGACGUCCGAACUAGUUGUGUGUAGCGCAGGAUGCCGGCGUACGAUAGACACAACCUAGCAAAAGGGCGGGGCUUUCUCCUGCCGAACAGACGCUUCACGGCCAUCUUUGACACCGUCUCCCGCUAUUUUCCACGCUUUUAAGGUCCAAGACAGCGAUUCCUGAGAACGUGGUACCACCAUUAGCUCCAUCUUUCAUUUCCACACUCACAUCAAGGGAACGCGAUGUCGACCGAGACCAAUCAAGGUGCCAAGGUUACGCUUUACUGGCUUGACAAGUCGCGAUCGCAGAGAAUCGUAUGGCUGUUGGAGGAACUCAAGGUCGAUUAUGAAUUGAAGGUGUUUAAGCGAGGCAAAGACAUGCUUGCACCACAAGAGUUGAAAGAUAUUCACCCAUUGGGCAAAUCCCCCGUGAUCGGAGUUCAGGCUCCUGGUGCGGACAAGCAUAUUGUUGUCGCUGAGUCGGGAGUCAUUGUCGAAUAUUUAACCGAGUACUUUGGGAAGUGGAUGAUCCCAAAAAGAUAUCCUGAGGGGAAAGAGGGUGUAAUAGGAGCCGAGACGGAAGAGUGGCAACGGUAUCGAUACUACAUGCACUACGCCGAGGGCAGCUUCAUGACUAUGCUGCUCAUGUCCCUCUUGACUCAGAACAUGCGAAAUGCACCAGUGCCUUUCUUCCUGAAGCCAAUCGGCAUGAUCAGCGGAGCUAUAGCGAACAAGAUCGAUGGCAGCUUCGUGAUGCCCCAAAUCAAAGGGCAUUUAGCGUUCUUGGAAGAACAGCUGGCGACGGCUCCCAAUGGUGGAGGCUUCUUCUGUGGCAACAGUCUUACCGGCGCCGACAUCAUGAUGAUAUUUGGACUGGAAGGGGCGAUGCAGCGGGUGCCUAUUACUGAACAGUCACAUCCAAAUGUAUACCAUUGGAUCAUCCGGAUGCAGCAGCGGGACGCCAACAAGAGAGCGGCCGAGAAGGUGACUGAAGCAACUGGCGAGCCAUACGUUCCCAUUAGCAAGGCCAAGUUCUAAGCAAGAGAUGGGAGUGUGGAACGAGGGCCUCUCCUUUCGCGGCCUUGUUUAGAUUGGGGUUUAAGCGUAUAUACCGUAUACGCAGUACUAUCAAGGCCUCCACGUAAACCUACCACGGGGGGCCUUUCAUGCUCUUAGACACGCACAUGCAGCGAGAUGACAUGCCCUAAUAUUGGUCAGUGUCCUCAAUCGAUAUGCGGACCGCUGGAAGCGCGCCAACAGACAUGCGAUCCGGACUGGCUCCAG
Mytilinidion resinicola is the source of this 1314-nucleotide messenger RNA. RefSeq names its product glutathione transferase. Bases 274 to 1068 code for a protein of 264 amino acids. The record is from RefSeq and is a predicted model, not a curated record. The transcript has 5 exons. NCBI's taxonomy places the organism in Eukaryota, Fungi, Ascomycota, Dothideomycetes, Mytilinidiales, Mytilinidiaceae.